This is a messenger RNA of Podarcis muralis (Common wall lizard), 1731 nucleotides long. NCBI's taxonomy places the organism in Eukaryota, Metazoa, Chordata, Lepidosauria, Squamata, Lacertidae. The record is from RefSeq and is a predicted model, not a curated record.
GCGCGUGUUGCUGCGCGCUGCGCUCUUGCAGGCGGCGGUGCGUCCGGAGGGCUUGCGGAGCCUGAGAAACGUAUUUUUCAAAGAAAAUUCCCGCCGCUGGAGAACAAAUGAGUGACAGCAAAGAGGAGGACACCGAGACGAAAACCCCCGACCUCAUGGAAGCGUGUGGGCCCUUGCUGGAGGCGCCCGACGGCCUUUCCGGCUUUCACGACAUGGAAGGCAUCUGCGAGAUCAGCCAUCUCCCGGAAGGCCCGCCGGGCCUCCUCCCCGUCUUGGACGAAGGCGGCUCGGUCGAAGGGACGUCCUACAUCUGCACCGAAUGCGGGAAGAGCUUCUGCAGCAUCUCGAGCCUCAUCAGCCACCAGAAGAGGAACCACUCGGGGGAGAAGCCCUACAAGUGCUCCGACUGCGGGCGCAGCUUCCACCAGAGCUCGGACCUGGUGAAGCACGAGCGGAUCCACACGGGCGAGAAGCCGUACCAGUGCUCGGUGUGCGAGAAGCGCUUCAACCAGCGCUCCUACCUGAUCGUCCACGAGCGCUUCCACACGAAGGAGAAGCCCUACAAGUGCUUCCUGUGCGGCAAGAGCUUCUGCUCCAACGCCCACCUCAUGACGCACCAGAGGACCCACACGGGCGAGAGGCCUUACCAGUGCCCCGACUGCGGGAAGCGCUUCAGCACCAGCUCGAACUUCGUCAACCACAAGAAGACCCACACGGAGGAGAAGCCCUUCAGCUGCUCCCUCUGCGAGAAGAGCUUCAAGCGCAGCUCGAACCUCAUCCAGCACGAGAGGACCCACACGGGCGAGAGGCCCUACACCUGCUUGACGUGCGGGGAGAGCUUCGCGUCCAACUCGGGCCUGGUGAAGCACCAGAGGAGCCACACGGGCGAGAGGCCCUACAAAUGCUCCUACUGCGGCAAGAGCUUCAGCCAGAGCAUGAUCCUCACGCAGCACGAGAGGACCCACACGGGCGAGAAGCCCUGCAAGUGCCUCGUCUGCGGAAAGAGCUUCCGCUCCAGCUCCGACCUCGUCAAGCACAAGAGGACCCACACGGGCGAGAAGCCCUACAAGUGCUCGCUGUGCGGGAAGAGCUUCACCACCAGCUCGGACGUGGUGAAGCACGAGCGGACCCACACGGGCGAGAAGCCCUACAAGUGCGGCACCUGCGGGAAGAGCUUCAGCCAGAGCGCACACCUCAUGCAGCACCAGAGGAUCCACACGGGGGAGAAGCCGUACAUGUGCCUCGUCUGCGGGAGGUGCUUCACCUGCAGUGCGCACCUCGUGGUCCAUAAAAGAACCCAUAAAGACCGGGAGGCUUUGCAAGCCUAAACUGUUUUGGUCUUUAGGGGGCUUUUUUGAGGGGUGUGGGGAGUGCUUCCUGUGGGAUGGGGAAUGGAAAUGGCUUUACUCCCCGGUCUGACAUAGUUGAGCAGCAAAGAUCCCAUGCAAAAAAAAGAGAGGAAAUCUUAGGAGCACAGCUGUCAACUUUUCCCUUUUCUUGCAAGGAAUCCUAUUCGGAAUAAGAGAAUUUCCCUUAAAAAAGGGGAAAUGUUGACAGCUAUGCUUAGGAGCGUACUAUGCAGUUUCUUAAACCAGACUUUUAUAAAAACAAUGUGGAGCCUGUUUUUAGAGGAGUGUGUGAAGCAGAAAAAUUUAGUACAGUGGUACCUCGGGUUACAUACGCUUCAGGUUACAGACUCCGCUAACCCAGAAAUAGUACCUCGGGUUAAGA